Messenger RNA from Strigops habroptila (Kakapo), 1802 nucleotides. RefSeq names its product joining chain of multimeric IgA and IgM (gene JCHAIN). Lineage: Eukaryota; Metazoa; Chordata; Aves; Psittaciformes; Psittacidae. The transcript is spliced from 4 exons. Gene Ontology annotation, biological process: humoral immune response. Gene Ontology annotation, cellular component: pentameric IgM immunoglobulin complex. Bases 102 to 584 code for a protein of 160 amino acids. Gene Ontology annotation, molecular function: immunoglobulin receptor binding. The record is from RefSeq and is a predicted model, not a curated record.
GGGCUUUUAUUUUAGGAAACAGAUAGCUGUAUCAUUUGCACGUACCCUUAUAGGCAGAGGCAGGCUCUCCACUUGUGUUCUUCAAAAGAAGGGAAGGCACGAUGAAGAGCUCUUUGUUGCUGUGUGUGGCCUUGGCUAUCUCCCUGGGGCUCGUCCUGGUGGCAGGUUUUCCAUAUGAUCCUGAGGACGAGGAGUACGUGGUGGUCAAUAACAAGUGUCAGUGUGUAACAGUGACCUCAAAGUUCGUCCCCUCCGAAGAAAAUCCUGGUAAAGAAAUCCUACAGAGAAACAUACGCAUCCUAGUCCCCCUGAAGGCUCGAGAGAACAUCUCUGACCCCUUGUCCCCACUCAGAACCACUUUUGUCUACCGCAUGACUGACCUCUGCAAAAAAUGUGAUCCUGUGGAAAUUGAGCUGGGUGGUGAGAUAUACAAGGCCCAGCAAAGCACCUCCUGUGAUGAAUCUGAAACCUGCUACACCUACAAUCGGGACAAGUGCUACACUUCAAGCUUCCCAUUCCUCUACCACGGAGAGACGAAAAACUUGCAAGCAGUUCUGACACCGGCAUCCUGCUAUGCUGAUUAGCUCAAUCCACUGCUGUACUAAUGCCUCCUUGCAUUCAGUGUUCCUACCAAAAAUACUUGUAUAGCAGCAUUAGCACCUGGACAACAGUGUCCAAAAUACCAGAUCCCAGAGUAAUGCUUCUUCAUACUGUUUUCAACAGCAGACUAGUGCCAUCUCCCAAGAGCACGUUCUGGUUGUCAGACUCUUCAUCCCUGGCACAUAUCUGCAAUGCCAUUAUUGUAUGCCCCAGAUGUUACCACCAUAUAGACCAGAUCCUAAGCAGAUGUAAAUCAGUAAUUCCCUUUAAGGCAAGGGAACUACACAGAUUUACAACACUGGAGAGCCUGUCUUUCUGGUAGUCUUGCAACAGUCUUCACCUGAGCAAGGCUGCCACGGACAUCAGCUGGAAUGUCUGUGUACUUCCCUCCCUGAGCCAUCUGGAGCAAGCCUCUGCACAACCUUUAAAAAAGACCCUUUGACCGCAUUAGCAAAAUUUGUGCCAUUAUUAGAAGGCUCUGGUACAAUCAGAUUUGAGAAAAAAGGUGAGAGAUAAGACCAAGAAAUCCAUUUUCAAAGUUCAUAUUCAUUCGGGCAUUCUAAAGCACUUUGACCAUUGCAAGCUUCUAGCUUGCAUGUACAUUUAGAGAAGACCAACAGAUACCUCUACCCUGAACUCUUCUGCAAAGUUGCCAGGAGCUCAGCUGUGCGAGGAAUAGUAAACCCUGCUAGAACAUUAGGUAUUUCACUUUCCAUGCUUAUUUACUGACACUGGUGCCUUCUUCCACUCCUGCUCCCAGUUCAAUUGAUAAAAAACCCCCACGAGGUAGCUCAAAUAUCUUCUCUUGUUCCUCACUUCGCAUUUAAAACUUCAAGAAAUUCCAUGAAGGUGACUCAAUUGCUCAAGCAGCACCCUAGUUAGGGAUUUAUUCCUUCUUUCACAUCAGUAGAUUUGCUCUUCAUACAAGAAACCCUGCCCAAAUCAAGGAGCUGAUUCUUUAUUGCGUCUGUCAUGUAAACGUUUUGCUCUCUAUUGCCCACAGAGACAUCAUGUAUGAGUGCCUAAGGAGUCCAGCAUUGCCCUUGAGAUGGCUGGUAUGUUUCUCACUGUUGUCAGAAAUUGAUUGUUAAGCCUUAGGCUGAUCUGUGGCUUCACACCGAAUUGAAAUAAAACAGCAAAAACCUUACUCUCCUAAUUGUAGCUUUGUUAGUGAAACAUUAAAUAAAAUAUUUUCUGCAGCA